Cladophialophora psammophila CBS 110553 is the source of this 741-nucleotide messenger RNA. RefSeq lists its product as uncharacterized. Gene Ontology annotation, cellular component: fungal-type vacuole membrane. The transcript has 2 exons. Bases 1 to 741 code for a protein of 246 amino acids. The record is from RefSeq and is a predicted model, not a curated record. NCBI's taxonomy places the organism in Eukaryota, Fungi, Ascomycota, Eurotiomycetes, Chaetothyriales, Herpotrichiellaceae.
AUGGCAAAAGACGACAUCAACGGUACAAAGGUGCAGAUCGACCAGACGGUGCAGAUUGUCAACAUGUCUGAAUUCAACAAGUAUACGCAGACGGCGCUUCUCACUAAAGAGUAUCACGUCUUCUUGAAAGGGUCUGGGGCGUUGCACAAACGUGGACUCCCCUCCGUCACGGUGGAUUAUGACAAGAUCAUCACUCUGCAAGGACUGAAUGGCCUCGCAGGCUUCAACGUGACUUCAUUCGACAUCAUCGACCCUCCUCUCCCGAAUGGAUCCAACAUCCCAGGCACGGUCUCGAUUCCGAACCCGUCUUUCCCGACUUUUGAACUGGGCAAAGUCAACAUGAACAUGUCCGUCGCAGGCGCCUCAAUCGGCACCUGUUCCGUACCAAACGUCCUCUUGCAGCCUGGUGACAAUACCUUCCCCAUGAUUGGCGUCGCGAACCAGUCUGCGAUUGCGGGACUUGUUCUGGGACUAUUCAAGCCGGGGAUUGUUCCUAUUGACGUGGUGGGGACUCAGGUGCUGUACAACGAGGAGAACAUUCCGUGGUAUGAGCAGGCUCUGCAGGGGCUGAUGCUCAGACUCGACUUGGACGUGACGGGAGCGUUGCAAGAGUUUGCCGUCAGCGACGCCAGAUGGGGACGCAUGCAACAAGAAGUUACACUAGACGCGGUGGCUGAUGGACCUGAUGCGGUUGUUCAUUUCACACAGCCAAGAUCAGCAUUGACGGCGAUAGGUGCGUGA